Messenger RNA from Grosmannia clavigera kw1407, 1776 nucleotides. RefSeq lists its product as uncharacterized. The record is from RefSeq and is a predicted model, not a curated record. NCBI's taxonomy places the organism in Eukaryota, Fungi, Ascomycota, Sordariomycetes, Ophiostomatales, Ophiostomataceae. The coding region runs from base 1 to 1776 and encodes 591 amino acids. The transcript is spliced from 4 exons.
AUGUGCAUUUUCCUUUUUCUACUGCCCCGGUCCACCGAUCUGGACAGUUGGUCUGCCGAGUCGAUAUCGCUGCGCGUAGUCCCCGAUGCCGUCGAGCCUCCGGAAAUUGCUGCUGCCACCGGCCACAGACUGCUGCGGUAUUUGCCGGGCUGUUGUGGAUACCACGCAGCAAAGCUCUCGCCCAUUGUGCAGGACAUGUUCGAUGGCGAGAUGCGCUUCCUGGACCGGCUGUAUGACAAGACGGCCGGCUAUCUGUACAACUUCUACUACCCCUUGGCUGCUGGGCCGCAUGAGACUCGCUCGUCCGUGUGGUUUGCCGUCGGCCUGUUGCAGCGCAACAGCGGCGAUGACCGGACCAAUGCCGUCAAGAUCAUCAACAACGUCAUUGCUGGCCAGGAGAAGAACGUGUCGGCCCAGUGGUAUGGCGACUACACCGUCUAUCCGGAGCAGCCGACGGUAGGCAGCAGGAGCUACGAUCCCGUGAUCUACAACUCUUGGGACCCCAACUGGCGCGGCUUCAUCGGCACCGCCCUGAUUGUCAUUUAUGAGGAGUUCGGCCACCUUAUUGGCCGCGACGUUCAAGAGCUCAUCGUCGAGUCGCUGUACAACAACUCCAUCGGCGACAGCUACCGCGUCGGCGGCGUCGACGGCGAUAAUCUGUACCCGUCGUACAGCAACCCGUCUCUGAUGCGUGCCGUGGUCACCGGCUGGAGCGGACGCAUGUGCAACGACAGCAACAUGACCGCUGCCGGCGAGGCCUAUGCGCAGGAGAUCAUCGACCUGUUCAACCUCAACAACACCCUGUCCGAGUUCAAUGUGCCGACGUACUACGGCGUCAGUCUGACAGCCUUGACGCUCUGGGCCAAAUACCUGCCAUCCUCGUCCGUCAUGGCCCAGAACGGUCCCCGCAUGGUGGCCGACAUCUGGACGGCCUUUGGUGACUUCUACAACGCCCAGCUGCAGAACCUGGCCGGCCCGUGGGACCGGUCGUACGGUUACGACAUGAACAAGUAUGUCGCCAUCAUGUCGCUGCACAUCUGGUCGCUCGUUGGCCGCCAGCACGUCUUCGGUCUCGGCAGCGUGGACACGUCCGAGGACCCCUGGCUGCUGACCCACGCUGACGAUGGCGAAUUCGUACCCCUAAUCGCCGUCCUGUCCGACUUCCAUCGCUCGCUGGUGCCGGCCAGCGUCAUCCAAAGCUUGACCGUCUUUCCGGGCGAGCACACGGUCCAUCGGCAGGCCUACACGCCACCCUUUGACCUCGAUGUCCGCAAUAUCUCCACCUGGCUGUCGGCCGACCUGACCAUCGGCGCCGACUCCUAUAACCAGACCGUCGUAGGCGGCGCCAGCCAGGACUCCAACUCCUUCAGCCCGGCCAUUGUGCACUGGCACCGCAAUGCCACCGCCCAACAGGCCGCCAGCGUUGGAUACUUCUCGCUGCACCCUUCCCAGUCCAGCAUGCAAGCCCGUGUCGGCCCGGGCGCCCUCAACCUGACCUACCCGGCCGGCAACGCAUCCAGCUCCUUCACCUUUGUUGUCGCCAGCAACCCGCUCGGCACCAAGCGCGACGUGACCGGCCUGGCUGACAUUGACGGCGUGUCUGUCUCGAUUCUCAGCGGCAGCACCGUCAACCCGGUCCCGGAGGUCGCUUUCUGCGGUCUUGUUGGCGGCACUUGCAGCCUCAUCCACAACUUUGAGUUCUGGAACCUGACCUUCAUCAUGCCGGCAAACAGCACUGAGCUGCCGCAGCUGAACCUUCACUUUGACCUCGUCUAG